Molecule: messenger RNA, 745 nt
Organism: Pieris napi
Lineage: Eukaryota; Metazoa; Arthropoda; Insecta; Lepidoptera; Pieridae
Gene: MCTS1
Product: malignant T-cell-amplified sequence 1 homolog
Exons: 5
Coding region: 112-660 (182 amino acids)
Biological process (GO): formation of translation preinitiation complex
Molecular function (GO): RNA binding
Source: RefSeq, a predicted model, not a curated record
UUGACAUUGAAAUUUGAAGUUUGAUUUAACAGCUGCAAAACCAGAAUUUAAUGUUGUGAUAGUUUUAUAGGGAAGAAUAGUGGUAAAAUUGUGAAAUAAACAACAUUCAUCAUGUUCAAAAAAUUCGAUGAAAAGGAAAGCAUCUCUGGAGUUCAGCAGCUAAAAUCAUCAGUACAGAAGGGUAUCAGGUCACGCUUGUUGGAGCUUUACCCAUAUUUAGACAACUACAUUGACCAGAUUCUACCCAAAAAGGAUACUUUUAGGAUUGUCAAAUGCCACGACCACAUCGAAAUUAUGGUGAACAGUGCUGGUGAGCUGCUCUUCUUUAGACACAGAGAAGGAUCGUGGAUGCCCACACUCAGGCUGCUACAUAAAUAUCCAUUCUUCCUACCAAUGCAGCAAGUGGACAAAGGUGCCAUACGCUUCGUGCUUAGUGGCGCCAACAUUAUGUGCCCCGGUCUGACGUCACCAGGGGCGAGGAUGAGUUCCGUGGAAAAGGGCAGCGUGGUGGCAGUGAUGGCUGAGGGGAAGGAACACGCAUUGGCUAUUGGCAUCACUUCGCUGUCUACUAAGGAAAUAGCCGAAGUAAAUAAAGGAGUUGGAAUAGAAAACUGCCAUUAUCUCAAUGAUGGACUCUGGCAAAUGAAACCAGUGAAGUAAGCCUGCGGAAGCCCAUUCUUGUAUUAAUAAAAUAUUAAUAAAAUUAUUUUAAGCUUUUUUCUGAAAUAAAUAUGUAUGGCACAAA